Echinostoma caproni is the source of this 1047-nucleotide messenger RNA. The record is from the annotation of a GenBank genome assembly. NCBI's taxonomy places the organism in Eukaryota, Metazoa, Platyhelminthes, Trematoda, Plagiorchiida, Echinostomatidae.
AUGCCCAAUUCCUCAGCAGAUCUUCGUAAUCCACUGUUCACUCGAGAUUGUCCAGUCCCGUUGUUUCGGCAUGCCAACUUGUUAGGAGUGCCCGUGUACAAAGGUCAACCAAUAAACGGCACUCAGUUUGGUCCCGAUCUCAUUCGAAAUUCGGAUAUUUUCAAGAUACUGUCAGUGAUUGGAGUCCAUCUUAAUGACCACGGAAACUUGGAUCUGGAAGACAGCGUCGAGGAAGAGGACGAGAAAAUUUUUGGAAUGGUUAAUCCACGAAGUUUUAUUAAAACAACGUUGAAAAUUGCCGACCGAGUGGAAGCCUUUCUAAACGCUCCUUUAUCGACUUGUUGGGAUGAUCAACGUUCGGCGCCUCUGGUAUUGAAGAGCUCAACCAGAUGCAUGCGUGAUAUGGGUCGAUGCUCAUGCGGACCUAAAUACACCAAUGACUUCAUCCACAGGCAAUAUGCAUGGAAUGCCCCUANGCCCCUAGCCUUCCUUAUGAGCGAACUCCAAGAAGAGGUGCCUUAUAUCAAAGAGCUUGAACCCAUCGAACCAUGUCUACACGCACAGGAUAUUGUCUAUAUUGGACUACGGGAUAUUGAUCCGCACGAAGUAUAUGAUAUGCGAAAGAAUGGGAUACAACAUUUCACCAUGACAGACAUCGACCGAAUGGGCAUAGAAGCAGUGAUCCGGAAAGCUAUUGAAGCUGUCAAUCCAAGACUUGAAAGGCCGAUUCACCUCAGCAUCGACAUUGAUGUCAUGGACCCGUCAUUGGCUCCCAGCACAGGGACACCGGUUCCUGGUGGACUGACACUGCGAGAAGGACUUAGAAUUUGUGAAGAAAUUUAUGCCACAGGCAAAUUAUCUGUGAUUGAUUUGGCCGAGUUAAAUCCAUUAAUCGGCUCAGAGGCCGAUGUGGAACGUACAAGGUAUACUGCUGUGCAGUUGCUAAAGACUUGUCUGGGCUUUCGAAGAAGUGGACAUCUACCCUUUGUUGUCCAUUCUCUUGCCGAUGAGGGUAUCCGCAGUCGAGUGGACGUUCCAAAGCAGUAA